Molecule: messenger RNA, 1476 nt
Organism: Coregonus sp. 'balchen'
Lineage: Eukaryota; Metazoa; Chordata; Actinopteri; Salmoniformes; Salmonidae
Source: the annotation of a GenBank genome assembly
CCAUCAAAGGGAAACAAAGUUGCGCUUUCUGUUGUGGAUUUUGAGAGGAGACCCAAUUACUUGUCAGCAGACACCUCUAGACAUCUCUCAAUGUCAUUUACCUUUAGUUUCUAUGCAGUUUUUAGUGUUCUUUUGAAUGCAGGUCUAUGCAAAUUUGAUAAUCUGUUGUCCCUAAUUCUGUGCAGAACCCGACGUUUUAACUUCGCAGAUGCUGUUUACCCAAACUUAAGGUGCCUGCUGCAAUAUUUUAGCUGGCUACCUUUUACCCUCGACUUGACAGAUACAUAACAACUAAUUAAAGGUUAAGUAUCAUUAUUGUUAAUCCCUUAUGUGGCUAUGUUACAUAAUAAUCGUUGUGGUGUGAAUACCCUUUUAAAUGGGUCAUCGAUCACUGACUUUUAAUGCCAGCUUCACCUAGAAACAUGACACUCAGUGGAUCAACUUUGCAGUCUAUCAAUAGUGAAUGCCUCUGUAAGGCCUCAUGUAAAUAGGCUAUCAUUCUGAUUGUGUACACACUCUUAAAAAAAAAAAGGUUCUGGAUAGAACCAAAAAGGGUUAUAUUGCUUGCUUCAUAUAUGGAACCCCUAAAUUCCUCAAACUCAACUCUGGACCUCGAAACCAGUUCCACUGCAUUUUUUCGUUGUUCCCCUUUAAUCAGGGAUUGAUUUAGACCUGGGACACAAGUUGUGUGCAAUUAUUUAUCAGGUAGAACAGAAAACCAGCAGGCUCCGGACCUCGUAGGGUAAGAGUUGAGUACCCCUGCCCUAAAGGUUCUUUGAUCAGAACGCCAGGGGUUCUUCUUCACGGAACCAAAAUUGGUUCCAUAUAAAACCCUUGAGUUCCAUAUAGGGUUAUAUAUGGAACCCUUUUUGGUUCCAUACAGAACAUUUUUUUCCAAGAGUGUAGACUACUGUUUUUAGCUACUCAGCUACUAGACUUUCCUAAAUUAACACUCUGCAGUCUUUUUUUGUUCCUCAUUAGCUUACAAGAUGUCUAUGGAACUGGAUGUGUUUGUGGGAAACCAACUAUCAUGGAUAUGGACAUCUAUCAGCUUUGGUUGGACGGCCUCACAGGUUUGUCUUUAUCCUAUUUGGUUGAGACUUUGGAAUGACAUGGAUGUAGUGGUGACACUGCACUUUGUGACAGAGGAAUUGACUGAUUUUGCUGUAUGAUUAUUACCUACAUUUGUUUUGAAAUCACACCACAAUAGAAUGUCAAUGACCAGACCGUGACAUAAUUUAGGUUACAUCCUAUUGUCUCUCUCCCAUGUCUGCCUUGCUUAUCCUCACAGUGAGUUAAUCAGUGAAGGUGCUGAUGGAUGAGGGGGCAUUACUGGAGUGUGAAGUGAAUGCCGAGGUUCUGACCAGCGAUACCAUGGACCAGUUCAGAACCUUCCAGAUGUGUGAACGUCUCUUACAUUUCCCCACCAAACUGGGCUACUCUUCCAGAUCCCUGCCCAGCACCAGAGAAUACUAA